Huiozyma naganishii CBS 8797 is the source of this 2589-nucleotide messenger RNA. RefSeq names its product MutS family protein MSH5 (gene MSH5). Gene Ontology annotation, biological process: chiasma assembly; mismatch repair. Gene Ontology annotation, cellular component: nucleus. NCBI's taxonomy places the organism in Eukaryota, Fungi, Ascomycota, Saccharomycetes, Saccharomycetales, Saccharomycetaceae. Gene Ontology annotation, molecular function: ATP binding; mismatched DNA binding; ATP-dependent DNA damage sensor activity. The transcript has a single exon. The record is from RefSeq and is a predicted model, not a curated record. The coding region runs from base 1 to 2589 and encodes 862 amino acids.
AUGGAAACGGAGCAGGAAUUUACUAUAAAUGAGGAUACUCGUGGUUCAGUUAUUUAUGAUUUUGAUUCAACUAAUGACAUUAUAUUGUGUCUCGAAGUGAAUAACAAACAACUAGGUGUUGCAGUUUUCGACUGUCAAACACGUGGUUUCCGAGUGUCUCCUCAAGACUACUUUGUAUCCACUUUGACCGUCGCUAGUUCGUUGGGAGUAUCAUAUUAUGAUGAAAUCAAUGCCAUCCUUGGUAGUAUAAUCCUCGGUGAAAACCCAACUUUAUGUUUAUUAUCUAGCAGAUUGGAUUCUGCUUGUUAUAAUUUCGUGAAAGAAAAAGAGGAAAAUAUGAACUUCAAGGUUGAUGUUCAAAGCAACAAGAUCUUCCGAAAAGUAAAAGAGCUGAAGAAUUUGAAUUUUGAAGUACAUACCGAGAAUGUUUUACUGGAUGAAAUAUAUCUAAAUUCGAAAACAAAUGCUAAGGCCAGUGCUGCUGCCUUUGGUGCUAUUUUACACAUACUAAAGCAGCAUGCCGAGGGCGUGAAUGAUGAUCUCGCGAUGAAUGAAGAUGAAACUAUUACCACAAGCUUGUUAAAUAUGGUACGCUCUUUAAAACCUUUGGAGACAGAAGGUAUAAUGUUCAUCGAUGAAGACACUAUUGCUUCAUUACAAAUAUUCCCGUCAUCACAUAAUUUUUACAGCGAAAAAGUGAACAAAGAGGGCUGCUUCAGUAUCUUUCAACUUUUAAACCACACCUCAUCAAAUCACAGCAAAAAACUUUUGACGUCAUGGCUAACCGCACCAUUAACAGAUAUUAACAAAAUUAAAGCAAGACAAGCAGUCAUUGAAAUUUUAUUGGAUGAAGCAAAUGGUUCUCAGUUUCAAGAAAUUCAGUACUUGAUUAAGAAGUGUCCGGAUAUGUUUUCAGUGUUUAAUCAAUUUUGUGAUGGCAAGGAAACGUACCGCACCUGGUUAAAUUUGGAACUAUUCCUUGAAAUUUGUUGUAGUUUAUUCAGAACAGUUCACGCAUUGGAUGUAACAGAUUAUAAUAACAUAUUGUCCAGAAUCAAGGCUUUAAAAUAUGUUAAGACCCUACAUUCUCUCUCUCAACACGUUUCCAGCAUAAUGGACAUUGAGAAUACAAAAGAUACAAAACAAGCAACUAUUGCGUAUGGUGUUGAUAAGAAAUUGGACAAGUACCGUACUAUUUAUAACGAACUAGAGGGAAUUUUAGUAGAGGUUGCAAACAAUUCUGAAGAUACACUAACUGAUGUUGUUCCGCUGGGCAAGCUCAACGAAGUAAGACGGUUAAAAGAAAACGAUAUCGUUAAUGCCGUCUAUAUUCCCGAACUUGGUUAUUUGGUAGCCUUGGAUAUAUUAGUUGAGGAACAUUUUGUAACAUUCCAAGAUAUUAUGUGGGAGGAAGUUUUUAGAACCUCUACACAUAUAUAUUUCAAAACAGAAGAGACCAGUAAAUUGGAUGAAGCAUAUGGGGAUAUUUGUUCAAAGAUUUCCGACUUAAGAAUCGAAAUACUAUAUUCAUUAAAAGUCGAAAUUUUAAAUGUCAAGACUUCUGCCAUUGAAUUUUAUGAACUAAUUGCCGAACUUGACGUUUUACAGUCUUUUGCUCAAGUUUCUCAAACAAAUGAUUACACAAAGCCAAAGAUGGUUUUGGAUGAAAGUUUUAUUAGUGUAAAAAAGGCUAGGCACCCUCUCUAUGAAACAACCGUUUCAAUAUACAUACCCAAUGACUUAACUUUGGACGGUGGAAAAUACAGUGAUGAACACUGGUUUGAGCAUGACAAAAACAGAGUAAAUAUACUGAGUGGAGCUAAUGCUUCAGGAAAAACAGUUUUCAUAACCCAAAUAGCGUUGUUAUGUUAUUUGGCCCAAAUUGGCUGUUACGUUCCUGCAGAUAACGCAACGAUAGGAAUAGUAGAUAAAAUUUUAACAAGAAUAAGGACCGAGGAAACAGUAACAAAGCUACAAAGCAGUUUUGAGCUGGACUCAAGACAAAUGUCAAAGUGUCUUGCUUUCGCAACUCCAAGAAGUUUGGUACUAAUUGACGAGUAUGGGAAAGGGACUGACGUGAUAGAUGGACCCGCCCUAUUUGGAGCGAUAAUUAAACACUUAUCGACAGAUAAAGCUUGCCCAAGGGUGUUAGCAACCACACAUUUUCAUGAGUUGUUUAAACCGGAUCUGCUAACAACCCACAUUCCAGGAGUUCAGCAUUACGUAACAGAAAUUCUUUGGGACAAUACCACACCCGGCUCAGAAACGGAACCAAAUUUUGGCUUAACAUUUCUCUACACAAUUAAGAAAGGGAUUUGUGAUAAUUCGUUCGGUGUUUAUUGUGCAAAGAUUUGCGGCCUUAAAAAGUCUAUUGUCGAGAGAGGGCAGCAAUUGACAGCUCUGAUAGCAGAGGGUAAGGACAUUGUUUCGGAAUAUGGCACACUCUCCCAAAAAGAAAUCAAUGAUUUUGAGAGAAACCAACGGAUCGUUAAAAGGUUCAUGGCGUGGGAUCUUGAUCUAGAGUCCACAACCACCGGACACAGCUUAGCAGAAAAAUUAAAAAAUAUGUUACAAGAUUCUACUGCUUAA